CCAGAAGGCGGAAAUUUUGAACAAUUUUUGUUUUGUUUUGAGGGCUGAAUUUUUAUUUUUCUUUAAAAUGAGUGAGGAGAAUGAAUGGGAACUCAGUAAAGAAAAUGUGCAACCCAUCCGUCAAGGAAGACACUUUUCAAAUCUUUCAGCUUCUCUGCAGUCAUCGGAAGACCAACUGGCUCAGUUAAGAAAAGAGAAACAACAAUUUGAAGAUGAGCUUAGAACGUACAGUGGAGAAGAUCCCUUGGAAGUUUGGUAUAGAUAUUUGGUCUGGACAGAACAGAAUUGUGUUAAAGGUGGUAAAGAAAACAACCUUGAAAAAUUAUUAGAGAAUUAUCUGAAACAGUUUACAGAAGAGAAAAGAUAUCAUAAUGACCCUCGAUAUGUUUCAGCAUGGAUUCGAUACGCAAAUAUGUGUAAAGAUCCUUCAGACAUAUUUAAUUAUAUGUUUGAUCAGAAGAUUGGAAAUGAACUUAGCUGUUUCUAUGAAUCAUGGGCUUGGAUUCUGGAACAGAUGGGAAAUACAAAGAAAGCCAAUCUAAUAUACCAAGAGGGAAUUAAAAGAAGAGCAGAACCUUUGGACCUUCUUGAAAGAAAAUAUAACAACUUUCAAAUGAGGGUAGCAAGAGGCCUAGCCGGUAAAAUAAUGGAUGAUGCACCAGAAGAAUCAGUUGAAAAAAGGGCAGCACUUGGGCAGCUCAAAACAAUGAGUAGAAAAGUUCCAAUCAAUAGAGCAGAUGCCACAGCACUAAAACCCAGAGGCCUUGGUCUGCAGUCGGUGAAACCAGCACAGGUUGGACAGUCAUUUCAAAUAUUUAAUGAUGAGAAUCAAGACCCAUCAUUGCCAGGGCAACAAGGGGACUGGUCUGAUGUUCCUACUAAAGCUGCUGUUAAUAAAGAAAAUGAAAGAAAAGCGGGAGUAUGGACCAAAGCUAAGAUACCAUGUAAGACAGUGGCACCUCCACCAACACCAUCCUUUACACCGUUUAUUGAUGAGAAUGCUGAUCAACCAAUGGCGACACCAAGGAAGUUACCUGAAGUUGGAAAUCAGGUUUUAAGUGCUCGUAAACCUCUAAAACAUACUGACAACUUACACAAUUUAAGACAUGAAACAAAUGAUCCUAACCAACAACCUAUGUAUGCUAAAGAUAAGGUGUAUUGUGGAGCUGAAGAGUAUUCAUUUGAAGAAAUUAGAGCAGCUAAAUGGUUUUCCAAAAAGAAAAAAGAAGAAGACAAAAGAAGAUUAGAGGAAGAACAACAAUUGAUUGAUGAACAGAGGGAGCAGUUAAGACGUAACCAACUGAUGCUACAACAGGAGGCAGAACAGUUUAGAAUGCGUCAGCAAACGUUACAACAGGAACAUCAGGCUAUCCUAGAGCAAUGUAAAUCAGAAAUACAAAGACAACAGGAGGAAUUCAAAAGAGAAAGAGAAAUGAUGAUGCAAAGACAGAAGGAAAUACUUGAAAAAGAAAUAGAAGACAGAAUGAAUGCCGGUUUGGCAGCAGCUGGUGGUAGUGGAAAUAGGGAGAAAAGCAGCUCAAAACAGUUAAACUUUGUCGAAAUGAAUGAAUCUUCAUCAAGACCAACACAGAACAGCAUAUUACAGACACAGAGUCCCCUUGAUACAUUGUCCAAGAUGCCAUUAAAUUGUCUGAGUGAUAUGACUGACACUAAAGUUUCUCCUUCUGUCUCUCAUGGUAAUCGGGAGAACGCUUUAGAAAGGCCAUCUCAACAGUGUACAGUACCAAGUAUUUCAUUACAGACGGAAAAACCUACCUUACCUCAGGUUUUCCAGCCAAGAAGUAAUCAAGAUUAUUCUUCAGUGAAACCUGUCGAGGAGGUCCAUCCAGCACAGGGUCAUCUUAGCUUGUCAGAGGUUCAAAAUAACAGUUACAGAACACCUAUAAACAAAUCACUGGCUAUGAGUACUGCAGGAGGUAGAAAUAGUGGUGGCAGACAGAGUUUAUCUGAACCUUCCCCUACAGUAAACACAAAAGAAGCCAUGCAGUUAGUGAUGGGAAUGUUUAAUGCAUCACUAGCAAUCGAUGCUAAUCUUGGAUGGGAAGAUGAUGAUGACAAUAUGGUCACAGCACCUCCAGUAUCACAGCCUCCAGUUUCCAAUGCUCCAUUUACAAUAUUUACUGAUGACCAAAUGGAUACUGGUGAGAGGAAUGAAAAUGCUGUAAACAGGUUAUCAAAUAAAUCAACAGACUUUAUUGGUCAAAGGAAGAAGGGUUUAAACCGAGGUGGACUUCAGUCUGUUAGUAAAGACAACUUUGAGACAAUGGAGUAUGAAGGUAAGAUGGAAGCAAUUGAGUCCCAGGCCAGGGAUGAUAUAACCAUAUGUCCAAUUGGUACAAACCAAAGCUUUGCUGCUGCAGCUAGGGUAGCAUCUACACCAUUCAACAGAGAUAAACCAUUAGAUUCUCUCAGUGAUGUUUCUCGUAUCUCUAGUCAUUCUGAUGCUAAAAGUUCUUUACAGAUUUACACAGACAGUCAUCUUCAUACAUCAAAGGAGGAAAUCAAGGAUCUUAGCCCUAUCAUGGAAGGCAGUAAUGAAGAAUCAUCGGGAAAUCAUGGACAGUCUACUGUUAAUAGUGUUUUCAAAUCUCACAAUUCACAUGUUGCCAUGGAAACAGACUUUUGUGACAUACCAAAAUUUGAAGACUUAAACCAGUCAACACAUGUGAUAGAUAUUACAAAAUAUACUCCAUCACCUUCAGUUCACCUGCAAACUAAACCUAGGAAUCCAUUUGAUGAAAAUGACAUUGAUAAAUUUUUGCACACAUUAUCACCACCUUUGGAAUCAACGUCUAAUUAUUAUGAAAGGGAUGAACUCUUACCAGAAAUCAGAGUUGCUAAUAUGAUUGAUUUAGGGCAGGAUACAUUUAUUGCUGAAGAACUGGUUGGGAAAGGUGGCUAUGCUAAAGUAUACAAGGUCUCAAGUUAUGAUUAUCUUAAUGAAGAUGGUGAGGACAGUGUAGAAACAUUGGCUUUAAAGGUUCAGUCACCACCUUGUCCUUGGGAGUUUUAUAUAUGUAAUGAAUUACAAAACAGAUUAACACAGAUGAAUAAUCCUAUUGAUAUUAAACCUGCCAUGAUGAAUGCUAAGAAAGGAUACUUUUUCAACAAUUGUAGCUGUAUUCUGACAGAUUACCAUGCACAAGGAACCCUUUUGGAUCUUGUAAACAAACUGACCAAGUCCAACAGCACUGUAGGUGAAGCCUUAGCUAUGUAUGUUACCAUAGAGAUGUUAUAUAUGAUUGAAUACCUACACAAGUGUCAGAUUAUCCAUGGUGAUGUGAAACCAGAUAACUUCUUACUAAUUGAUAUACCCAAGCUGAAAAGCAGUACUGAUCCAACAGUUGUUUUUGGUGGAGGUAGCCGUUGUAUGCAGCUGAUAGACUUCGGACAAAGUAUUGACAUGUCUAAAUAUCCAAAAGGUACAACAUUCAUGGCUAAAGUAAAGACUUCUGGUUUCCAGUGCAUAGAAAUGCAGACCGAUAGGCCAUGGACAUACCAGACUGACUUAUUUGGUUUAGUUGGUACAAUCCAUGUGUUAGUGUUCAGGAAAUAUAUGCAGGUUUAUCAAAGCUACGGAGAGUGGAAAAUUACCUCUAGUCUUGUCAGAUCAUGGAAUGUACCAUUGUGGAAGAAGUUGUUCCAUGAAUGUUUGAACAUACCUAGCUGUGAUCAGAUUCCAGACAUUUCAUUGAUUAGAAAGGAGUUUGAGGAGUACUUUUGCAAUAAUUUGUUGGAAAAAUAUAAUAGUAUACAAAAUGCUCUUUCCUUCCAGUUAGUGAAGUAGAACUAAAUGUUGCAUAAGCUCAUGGAUCAGCAUUUAAAUUUUGGGUUAUCCAAAAGCAAGUAGCACUUUUUUGUAUAUUUUUCUGGUAAUUGAAUUUAAUAGAAAAUAAGAAAACCCUGUUAGCUUAUUUAAUUCUGUUAACUUGUUGUAUCUGUCUCCAACUCUAUAAAAUUGUUUAAUAGAAGGAAUAUAAUGUAUUAAUGUCAUUUAGGGUAAAAAAAAUAUUUUUACAAAACCACUGUAAAAAGUAGUCAAAAUAGUGUUGAUUAUAGAAUUAAAUCAAAACCAUAUUAAAACAUGAUAUCUUGGCUAAUUGUUUACUUUAAUAAAUAUAAGGCAGUAUAAGCUCCUGCUUUUUAGCUCACCUGGCCCAAAAGGGCAAAGUGAGCUUUUCUCAUCACUUGGCGUCCAUCAUUCGUCGUCAUCAUCCGUUAACUUUUACAAAAAUCUUCUCAUCGGAAACUACUGGGCCAAAUAAAACCAAACUUGGCCUAAAUCAUCCUUAGGGUAUCUAGUUUUAAAAAUGUAUCCAAUGACCACGUCCAUCAACCAAGAUGGCCGCUAUGGCUUAAAAUAGAACAUGGGGGUAAAAUGCAGCUUUUGGCUUAUAUCUUUGAAACUAAAGCAUUAAGAGUAAAUCUGACAUGGGGGUAAUAAUGUUCAUCAGGUCAAGAUCUAUCUGCCCUGAAAUUUUCAGACACAUCAGACAACCCGUUGUUGGGUUGCUGCCCCUGAAUUGGUAAUUUUAAGGAAAUUUUAUAGUUUUUGGUUAUUAUCUUGAAUAUUAUAAUAGAUAGAGAUAAACUGUAAACAGCAAAGUAAGAUCUACAAAUAAGUCAAAAUGACCAAAAUUGUCAAUUGACCCAUAAAGAGUAAUUGCCCUUUAAAGUCAAUUUUUCACAAUUUUCGUAAAUUUUUGUAAUCUUUUACAAAAAUCUUCUCCUCUGAAACUACUGGGGCAAAUUAAACCAAACUCGGCCUAAAUCAUCCUUAGGGUAUCUAGUUUAAAAAAUGUAUCUGAUGACCCCGCCCAUCAACAAAGAUGGCCGCCAUGGCUAAAAUAGAAUAUGGGGUAAAAUGCAGUUUUUGGCUAAAAUCUCUGAAACCAAAGCAUUUAGAGCAAAUCUGACAUGGGGGUAAAAUUGUUCAUCAGGUCAAGAUCUAUCUGCCCUGAAAUUUUCAGACGCAUCAGACAACCCGUUGUUGAGUUGCUGCCCCUGAAUUGGUAAUUUUAAGGAAAUUUUGCAGUUUUUGGUUAUUAUCUUAAAUAUUAUAAUAGAUAGAGAUAAACUGUAAACAGCAAAGUAAGAUCUACAAAUAAGUCAACAUGACCAAAAUUGUCAAUUGACCCCAUAAAGAGUUAUUGCCCUUUAAAGUCAAUUUUUAACAAUUUUUCGUAAAUUUUUGUAAUCUUUUACUAAAAUCUUCUCCUCUGAAACUACUGGGCCAAAUUAAACCAAACUUAACCUAAAUCAUCCUUAGGGUAUCUAGUUUCAAAAAUGUAUCCGAUGACCCCGUCCAUCAACCAACAUGGCCGACAUGGCUAAAAUUAGAUCAUAGAGCUAAAAUGCAAGUUUUGUCUAUUAUUUUGUGAACCAUUAUAAAUAGAGAAAAUCUGAAAGGAGCAAAAAUGUUCAAAAUGAUGAGCUCUACCAAUUGUCCAUAUACGUCAAAACUGUCAGACAAAUUCUUAUAGGAUUUAUUGCCCAUAAAUGACAAAUUUACCUUUUUUUUUCAUUUUUGCCUAUUAUUAUGAAAACUAUGAUAUUUAGAGAGAAACAUUUUUUUCCCGUUAUGCCUUAUAUGAUUUAAAUUGUAAUAGAUAAAUAAACAUUUUAAAUCACAAAAAUGAUCAGCAAGGCAACAUCUGUUAAAAAGUCAAAUUUUGCUGAUAUAGUUAGUAGACUGUCACUCUUCAUAGGAGUGAUUGCUUUUCAAUAAGGUUUUUUUUACCCUCUUUUGCUUUUGUGUUUUGAGCAAAAACUAAAGAAGAUAGAGAGAAACUAAACAGACUAAAAGAUCAGUAAUACAAGAUCAACAAAAUAGAGAUUUUUGUCAUGAAGUCUAUUCUCGUCUACCAAGGUGAGUGACACAGGCUCUUUAGAGCCUCUAGUUGAACUGCUAUGAACAGAAGCUGGGUCAAUAUAAAAAUAAGGAGAUUUUCUGUUUCAGAUCUUGUUUAUAGAGACAGAAUAUGUGUAUAAAUGUAAUACAAAACUAGUUGAUUAUGUAAUCUGUAAUAAAGUUAGUCAGAAAACUAGAAUAUGUUUUUGAAUGAAAUUAUGACUGCUUACUAGCACUAGGAAAGAUAUGAGAGACAAUAUAAACAAAACUUUAACAUAUUUUCUAUGAAAGUUAUGCAUAUUUUGUUUCAUAAUCAUCAUUGUUCUGUAUCGAUUUUUUUUUAAUGAUUGUGUUAUUGGAUAUUUUUCUAGACAAUGGUGGAAAUUAACAUAUACCAAUUCUGUGUUCAAUAUGUCAUAUUUGCUUCAAUGUGUUCAAAUAAAUGUAAUAAUAAUGAAAUAUGUGUGUAUAUUUUCUCAUUGUUAAUGUGAAAAAUGUAUCUCUGUAAAUAAUUUCUAUUAUAUAUAUAAUGUUUAUACAUAUGUAUGAUUUUUGUUUGAGAGUAAGUGCUUUAUUUUCUAAAACUAUAUUCUUCACUAGCUCUUUUUAUGUUACUAGUUUAAGGUUUAACCAAAGAAUAUUGUUCUGAAAUUCAGUUUGUUAUUUGAUUGUCUUGCUUAUCAUACCUUCAUCUUCACCCAAAACCUUUGAUACAAUUUCAUAGAAUUUAAAGAACUGUAAAAGUAAUGUGCACCUCCAAUUACACAUUUUGAUGUAAAUGAGUUUUGUGGUUUCUAUUAGCAAUUCAACAGUAAAGUUUUGAUUACAUGUUUAGAUAGAUAUAAUUUUUUAAGCAACGAAUGAAAAGUUAAUUAUAUACCAAUAUGUAGACUGUACGUGAAUCUCCUUUCAUUAGAAUGUUUCUAAGAUUCUAUUUCCUAAACUUCAUAAGAUUGUUAGAUUUUUUUAGGGUUUUACUCUAGUCGCUACUGGAUAUACUAGUCUAAACUAAUUAAACUUGACUGGCAAGAAUAUUAUUUCUACUUACAGAUUAUUUGACCUCAUCAUAGUUCAGAAAAUUUCAAUUAGAAUGCUUCAGAUUGAACCAAUAAAAAAAAAAUAUCAGUAUCAAGAGAAUGAAUAGUUGUAACAUCUAAAUGUUGGUACAUGUAUAAAAUUAUAUAUUUUCUUUAUAUCUGACCUUAUCUUUUUUCUGCUUCUAUUCAUAUUCAAUGUUUACAUAACCUUUUUACAGAGAAAUAAACAUGUAUAUAAACUG
This is a messenger RNA of Mytilus californianus (California mussel), 7151 nucleotides long. Its product is annotated as mitotic checkpoint serine/threonine-protein kinase BUB1-like. The record is from RefSeq and is a predicted model, not a curated record. Lineage: Eukaryota; Metazoa; Mollusca; Bivalvia; Mytilida; Mytilidae. Gene Ontology annotation, molecular function: protein binding; protein kinase activity; ATP binding. The transcript has 24 exons. The coding region runs from base 68 to 3808 and encodes 1246 amino acids. Gene Ontology annotation, biological process: mitotic spindle assembly checkpoint signaling; protein phosphorylation; meiotic sister chromatid cohesion, centromeric.